Molecule: messenger RNA, 2290 nt
Organism: Solenopsis invicta (red fire ant)
Lineage: Eukaryota; Metazoa; Arthropoda; Insecta; Hymenoptera; Formicidae
Product: nicalin
Exons: 7
Coding region: 171-1838 (555 amino acids)
Biological process (GO): regulation of signal transduction
Cellular component (GO): endoplasmic reticulum membrane
Source: RefSeq, a predicted model, not a curated record
AGCAAGUCAUACCUAACCCAACCAGAUAUCAGGCAAAGUGGAGUUCGUCGUCGUCUUACGAUCGAAUGUAAUCGAAUGCCUCAAGUGGUCGAGAGCGCGGACCCAUCGAUGAAACUGCACGAGAACCAUAUUUCCGUUUGAGCCAAUCGUAAAAUUUUUUUGGUGGAAACAUGUGGCUGGAGGAGUGCGACAGUUUCGCCGAGCUGUGCCGGGGUUAUUUACCGUAUUAUCUGUUAAUAGUCCUGCCGAUCUUCAUCAUCAUAUCUCCCGUGAAUCCGGUGGCUGCUUCUCACGAGUUUCCCGUGUAUCGUAUGCACCAAUAUGACUUACAUGGAAUUCCACAUGGUUGCCGAAGUGCACCUAUUUCCUUGGAGGCAAGGUCUUUGGCUGGAUGGAGUACCUCAAGGCACUGCGUUGUUGCAAAAGCACUGGAUAUCACACCAUCUGUCUUCCAGUCCAUUAAAAGUAAAGCUGGUGCAUUGGUGAUUGUUCUACCUAAGAAGAUGAAUGAACUUACAAUGGAGGAAAAGCAACACAUUAUGAAUCUAGAAGAAUCUAUGAUGUAUGGUUCCGAGACAAUGAUACCAGUGUAUUUUGCCCUGUGGCAACCGGAACUUCAAAUGAUUCUGGAUGAUAUUGCAGAUGGUUUUGUUACGGAUGAGAAGGCAGGUUCAGCAGCAGAGGCUAUAUAUAAUUCAAUUUCAGCUAGUGGUUACCAAGUGGUAGUAACUACUGGACAGGCGCUUCCUAAAACAGAUGUUAAAGUUGCCACAUUACAUGGCAAAUUAACUGGAACUGGCACUGAAGAAAAAUUACCUACUAUAGCAAUAGUAACAUAUUAUGAUAGUACUGGUGUAGCACCUGAAUUAUCAUUUGGUGCGGACAGUAAUGCUUCCGGUAUAGCUAUGCUACUAGAAAUAGCGAGAUUGUUCUCUGCUUUAUAUUCCACUGGUCGGACAAGACCACAAUAUAAUCUCAUUUUUAUUGCGACUGGAGCUGGUAAAUUAAAUUACCAAGGUAGUAAGAAAUGGUUGGAAGAUCAAUUGGAUGGGGUUGAAGGCUCUGUUAUACAGGAUGCAGCUUAUGUAAUAUGUCUCGAUACAGUUUCUGCUAGCAAUAAUUUAUAUGUGCACGUAUCAAAGCCACCUAAGGAGAAUUCUUCAGGUGGUUUGUUCUAUAAAGAACUUAAAACUGUUUCGCAAGUAUUCAACAAUGUCACUGUUGAUGGCGUGCAUAAAAAGAUAAAUCUUGCAGAAGAGACAUUAGCUUGGGAACACGAGAGAUAUAGCAUUCGAAGAUUGCCAGCUGCUACUUUAUCUACAUUAAAAAGUCAUGAAGAUUCAACUAGGACAACUAUAUUAGAUGUCUCUAAAGAAGGACAAGUAGACAGAUUGUACAAGCAUACCCAAAUCUUGUCGGAAGCUUUGGCACGUCAUAUAUAUAACUUGAGUUCUAGUCAAAUCUUUGCUGGUCCAUUGGAUGUAUCAAAAGAAUCGCUCUCCUUAUGGUUUAAUUACUUUGCUUCUCAACCAAGAGCAGCAUCAUUACUAGCGGACAAAAAUAAUUUAUUGGUUGGUACUUUGAAAGAAGCAAUGGCGAGAUAUUUGGGAGAUGUGAAAGUUACUCUUCAUACUCCUGAUAAACAAGAUCCAGAAUUUGUGUUCUAUGAUGUUACUAAAGCAUCUCUGAAUGUAUAUAGUGUAAAGCCGGCUGUGUUUGAUCUCUUUCUUACUAUUGGUAUAGUUUUGUAUUUGGGGAUAUUGUAUAUGAUUGUACAUAAUUUUCCACGUGCUUAUGCUCUGGCAAUUAGACUUUCUGCGAAGAGCAAGAUGACGUGAAUCUUAUUUACAUGCAAAAAGAGCUUGAGUGCUUUUAACACCAAUUUUGAGUAAUGUUAAAUAAUCAAUCUAUUCAAAUCUAUUGUAAGAAAGUUAACUAGUUCUUAGAUAUAUAUAUAUAUAUAUAUAUAUAUAUAUAUAUAUAUAUAUAUAUAUAUAUACUUUAAAGUAUUCCAAAAUGAUAUAUAAUUAUAUACUGAUGCAUAUUUGCUAACAGCAAGUUGAAUCUAACAUGUGUUUUUCUGUGUGUGUAUAUAUAUUUAUUUUACAAAUUUUUAAUUAUAAAAUAACUACAGAUUACGUAAUGCUCAAUAGUAUGUUAUCAUUCUUUGUUAACCUUUUCUAGUAAUAAAAUGUGGAACACUGAAAAAAUUAGAUUUUUUGUAAUUAGGCGUUCUUUAGAUAAUCUGUCAUAAGAAGUGAUAAUAAAGACCAACUUAUGAUUGACCAAA